CACUGCGUGCUCUUCCGGUUCAGAGGUCAGCGCAGAGUUUCUGUUUAAACCAACAAUAGCUGUGGGAGUAAAUAUCCCCCCCAUUGGGUAUGGGGUGGACAAGUAUCCCACCCAUUAGGCGUGGGUAGGGGUAAGUAUCCCACCCGUUGGAGGCGUGGGGGGGAAUAAAUAUUCCAUGUGUGAGUGGGGUUUUGAAUAACGUGUGCAUGCGUGAUGAGGCUGGAAGGGCAACUAUCCCACAGUGGGGUUUACCAAAACACUAAGAUGGGCUUGGGAGGUUUAUAAAAUCACUGAACUGGGGGGGUGAGUAGUGUACAAAAUAACUGGGCUGGUCUGAGUUUAUAUAAGCGAUGGGCUGGGAGGGUGUUGUAAAAUUACUGGGUUGGGAACAUUUAUAAAAGCAUAGAACUGGGUGGGAGGUUUUAUAAAACACCAAGCUCUCAGGGGUUGUUGACAAAAUGACUGGUCUGUGAGGCUGUUAUAAAUUUACUGGGGUUUGUAUUGUUUGGAUAGGAAAAUGUUACGAAUUCUCGCUGCAGCGGUAACAGGAGCUCAGACGAAUGGCGGUUUAUGGGCUGUGCAGCCACCACGAGGCCCUGCUGUUACUGCCAGGAAACCCAGUUCAGAGACAGCCAGGAAAUGGAUGGUGUGGUACUUUGUCCUUAGUCUGAGGAGCUGUAUGAGGGAAGGUCUUGCAGAAUAUCAGGGAGGAAGGUGAGGGAGGGCAGGCAGGCAGUUGUAGUAGGUGUAAUAGAGCUGGAGGAACUGAUGGCAAUGUAGAAACAACAGAAAUGGGAGAAAAAUGGAGUCCAUGUUGACCAGGAGCUUUUAUGAACAUCUGGUAUAGGCUGCUGGACCCGAAGUAGAAACUCCUGGACCUAUGUUUGUAGCAAAUGGGAAAAACUGUUGUGGGUCUCAGGUGUUUGCAAGCCAGGUUACUGCUGCUAUCAUGUUAUCAAGGCCCUCCUCAACCGUCUACUCCCUGUGGCUGAAGAACUCCCCUUGGAAUCGCGGUGCGGCUUCUGGCUGCAGGGACACAAGGGACAUGAUUUUCAUCACGUGAAAGCUGCAGGAGAAACGCAGAGAAAAGAACCUACCCCUAUACAUGGUCUUCCUUGACCUUACAAGGCCUUUGACACUGUCAACCAGGUAGCAUUGUGAAGUAGCCUUCUCCCCUUCGGCUUGUCACCAUCCUUUGCCUGCUCCACAAUGACAUGGAAGUUGUGGUAAUGACAUGGCUCCACCACCAACCCACUCCCUGUUUGGACCAGUGUCAAGCAGGGCUGCAUUAUCUCCCCAAAGCUGUUCUUGAUCUACCUUGCUACAUUGCUUCACCUUACUGCUGACAAGCUCCCCACUGGAAUGGAGCUAACCUGCAGAACCAACAGGAAAUUAUUCAACCUCUGCCGCCUCCAGGCCAAAACCAAAGUCACCCUUACCACUGUCAUCAAGCUGCAGUAUGCGGAUGAUGUUUGCCUAUGUGCCAACUUAGAGGACAAACUCAAAUGUUGUCAGCACCUUUAUUGCGGCUUAUCAGUGCAUGUGUCUCACCCUGAACAUCCACAAGUCAAAGAUUCUCCUCUAACCUGACCUGGCAUUGUGGAGUGAACCCUUGAUCAUCAACGUCCACAGGAGGCCUUAGAGAAGGUUGGCCACUUGCAGUACCUCUGGAGUGUCCUGUCAUCCAAAAGUUAUUUAUGAGGAGGUCCAGCACCGCCUCCAAUGUAAUAGUGCAGCCUUCAGCUGCCUGAGGAAAAGGGGUUCGAGGACAACAACAUCUGAUCUGACACCAAGUUCAUGGUAUGCAGAGCUGUGGUGGUUCCUGCUUCUUAUAUGGCUCUGAGAUGUGGACUGCCAACAACUAACACCUCAAGGCACUGGAGCAGAACCACCGUCACUGCCCGCACAAUAUCCUGCAAAUCCCCUGGGAAGAAACUCACUUUCUUACUCCCCAAAGCCUGUCCAAUGUCUACAAGACACAAGGCAGGAGUGUGAUGGAAUAUCCCCACUUGCCCAGAUGAGUGUAGCUCUAACAACACCGAAGAAGCUUGACACCAUCCAGAACAAAGCAGGCUGCUUGAUUGGCACUACAUCCACAAGCAUCCACUCCCUCAACUACUGACACUCAGUAGCAGCAGUGUAUACUAACUACAAGAUGCACUGCAGAAAUUCACCAAAGGUCCUCGGACAGCACCUUCCAAACCCAUGACCACUUCCAUCUAGAAGGACAAGGGCAGCAGAUACAUGGGAACACCACCACCUUCAAGUUCCCCUCCAAGCCUCUCGCCAUCUUAACGUGGAAAUAUAUUGCCGUUCCUUCACUGUCACUGGGUCAAAAUCCUGGAAUUCUCUCCCUCAUGACAUUGUGGGUCAACCCACAGCAGGUGGACUGCAGUGGUUCAUGAAGGCAGCUCACGACUACCUCCAAGGGUAACCAGGGACAGGCAAUAAAUGGUAGCCAGUCAGUAACGCCCACAUCCCCCAAAUGAAUAAAUUUUUAUAAAAAGAUGCACCAGCAUCCUCGACCAGGUCAACAUCACUGGUGUCGAGAUGGUGACCACCCUUGAUUGGCUGUGAUGUGCUGGGUCAUGUGAUGACAUGACCGGCACAAGACUCCGUGAGAGGCGCUCUACUCCCAGCUCCAAAACAACAGGCAAGCCACAGGUGAACAGAGGAAGUGCUUCAGGGAUACCAUCAAGGCCUCUCUGUCAAAGUGCAACAUUCCCACAGACACUUAGGAAUCACUGGCCCAAGACACUCCAAAGUGAAGGAGAAGUAUCCAGGAAGGCAUCGAGCUCCUAGAGACUUGCCGUCAGGAAAACGCAGAAGCCACUCAAAAACGGUGUGAAGAGUGGUUUGGCAAUGCAAUGCCCCACUCGUCCCUUUCCACAACUACCUUCUGCCCCAAGUGUAACAGAGUCUGCAGAAGUCACAUCGAACUGUGCAGCCAUCUACAGACUCCCCCCAAGAGGGGAAGAGAAUCAUCCUUGUCUGCGAGGGACCGCUGAUGAUGAAAUAUCCUGCUCAUUGUGUCUUCGGAGGUGUUGCCACUGAAACCUAAGGGCCAUGGAUGACAACCUAGAUUUCACCACUGGAGAUGCUGGGGCCUCUGCUACCUUUCCAAUGCAGUGUUCCUCUUUGCGCAAGAAUGGAUUUGUGAUUCUGAAAGGGCGCCCCUGCAAAAUUGUUGAAAUGUCUACAUCCAAGACUGGCAAGCAUGGGCAUGCCAAGGUUCACAUGGUUGGUAUUGAUAUAUUCACUUCAAAGAAGUAUGAAGAUAUCUGUCCCUCUACCCACAAUGUUGAUGUCCCCAGAGUCACGAGAAAUGAUUAUCAGUUGAUUGGAAUUACAGAUGGCUACCUCUCUCUGAUGACAGAUAAUGGUGAGAUACGUGAGGAUCUGAAACUACCAGAAGGUGAUCUGGGAAAGGAAAUACUUCAGAGAUAUGAUGCUGGUGAAGAUAUAAUGGUCACAGUUCUGAGCGCAAUGAAUGAAGAGGCCGCUGUUGGCAUCAAGCACAUGACUAAGCAGUAAACAGGGAUCAAGAGACCAGUCCUGACUACUCAGGCCAAAACCUUGGAUCUUAAUUAGGUUAAUUAUCGCCAAAGUAAUGGCCUUCACACCACGACCUCAUUUCCUUCGAAUUUUUUUUCCAAAUGGCACCAGACCAGACUUGACUUUGCUGCCCAAUUGGCUGGUCAGUUGUUGCUACGGGCUGAUUGGCUUUGUACUAAAUCAUGGGUAUUGAUGCUCCCUAAUAAAAGUAUGGCAAUGUAAUAUUUGCUGCCGUUGAUCCUAUUUUUGUUUGUAGAACUGGCCUAUAGUGUGAAUUCCAAAAGCUGCCUGCCCAGCGAGUGGUUUGAUGUCCAACCUCAUUGCUUAAUGAGUGUUUCCUACACAAUACACUUAGCAGCCAUGAGCAACUAACUAUUACCUCUGUUACACUCCUAAGUUUUUUUAAAAAAAAAAAAAAAAAAUUGUUGCACCUUGUGUUGCAAAAUUCUACUAAUACAAUUUUGGUGCUUGUCCUGGGCAGAUGGGGCAAAUUUUCCAAAUAUUGCAUUAUAAAAGAAGUCUAUAUAAAUCUGGAGACUGUGUAUUAUGCUGCAAAAUUUCACUCGAGAUCUCGACUGAUUAAAAAUUGUUAUUCAAUUGCUUAUUACUUUUAUUGUAUUUAUCAUGCAGUAGGAUUAAAAUAUGUGAAUCAUUUCCUGGAA
Rhincodon typus (whale shark) is the source of this 4217-nucleotide messenger RNA. Its product is annotated as eukaryotic translation initiation factor 5A-1. Bases 3067 to 3534 code for a protein of 155 amino acids. The transcript has 5 exons. Gene Ontology annotation, molecular function: RNA binding; translation elongation factor activity; ribosome binding. The record is from RefSeq and is a predicted model, not a curated record. Lineage: Eukaryota; Metazoa; Chordata; Chondrichthyes; Orectolobiformes; Rhincodontidae. Gene Ontology annotation, biological process: positive regulation of translational elongation; positive regulation of translational termination.